Molecule: messenger RNA, 360 nt
Organism: Staurois parvus
Lineage: Eukaryota; Metazoa; Chordata; Amphibia; Anura; Ranidae
Source: the annotation of a GenBank genome assembly
CACAGGCACGUACAGACACACAUACACACAGAUACAUGUACAUACACAGAAAUACACACGUACAGACACAUGUACAUACAUACACAGACAAAUGUACACACAUACACAUGUAUGUACAUACACACACAUGUACACACACACAUACAUGUACAUACAUGCAGACACAUGUACAGAUACACACAUGUACAUACACACAGACACAUGUACAUGCAUACACGGACACACACAAACACACACACACCCCUAUAAAAAGUUGCAGUACUUCGUUGUUCACUCACAGAGCCAGGUACUGCACUCUAGGGGAGGCAGAGAGCACAGCACACACUUCUUCCUUUGCUUUCACUGCGCUCAGCUAUUGAG